This is a messenger RNA of Pteropus alecto (black flying fox), 2527 nucleotides long. It is a transcript of the gene SORT1, whose product is annotated as sortilin 1. Gene Ontology annotation, cellular component: membrane; Golgi apparatus. Bases 101 to 2185 code for a protein of 694 amino acids. The record is from RefSeq and is a predicted model, not a curated record. Gene Ontology annotation, biological process: endocytosis; Golgi to endosome transport; vesicle organization. Gene Ontology annotation, molecular function: protein binding. The transcript is spliced from 19 exons. Lineage: Eukaryota; Metazoa; Chordata; Mammalia; Chiroptera; Pteropodidae.
UGUGUUUGAUGAUCUCAGUGGCUCAGUAUCCUUGUCCUGGGUUGGAGAUAGCACUGGGAUCGUUCUGGUCUUGACUACCUUCCAUGUACCGCUGGUAAUUAUGACUUUUGGACAGUCCAAGCUAUAUCGAAGUGAGGACUAUGGAAAGAACUUUAAGGAUAUUACAAAUCUCAUCAAUAAUACCUUCAUUCGGACUGAAUUUGGCAUGGCUAUUGGUCCUGAGAACUCUGGAAAGGUGAUUUUAACAGCAGAGGUGUCUGGAGGAAGUCAUGGAGGAAGAAUCUUCAGAUCAUCAGAUUUCGCAAAGAACUUUGUUCAGACCAAUCUCCCUUUUCAUCCUCUGACUCAGAUGAUGUACAGCCCUCAGAAUUCUGAUUAUCUUUUAGCCCUUAGCACUGAAAAUGGCCUAUGGGUGUCCAAGAAUUUUGGGGGAAAAUGGGAAGAAAUCCACAAAGCAGUAUGUUUGGCCAAAUGGGGAUCAGAAAACAUCAUCUUCUUUACAACGUAUGUGAAUGGCUCCUGCACUGAUCUUGGAGCGCUGGAAUUAUGGAGGACUUCAGACUUGGGGAAAAGCUUCAAAACCAUUGGUGUGAAAAUCUAUUCAUUUGGUCUUGGGGGACGUUUUCUUUUUGCCUCUGUAAUGGCUGAUAAGGAUACAACAAGAAGGAUUCAUGUCUCAACAGAUCAAGGGGACACAUGGAGCAUGGCCCAGCUCCCCUCUGUGGGGCAGGAACAGUUCUAUUCUAUCCUAGCAGCUAAUGAUGACAUGGUAUUCAUGCAUGUAGAUGAACCUGGAGAUACUGGAUUUGGCACAAUCUUUACGUCAGAUGAUCGAGGUAUCAUCUACUCCAAGUCCUUGGACCGACAUCUCUAUACCACCACAGGCGGCGAGACGGACUUUACCAACGUGACCUCCCUCCGGGGCGUCUACAUUACAAGUGUGCUCUCAGAAGAUAAUUCUAUCCAGACUAUGAUUACUUUUGACCAAGGAGGAAGGUGGAAGCACCUGAGGAAGCCUGAAAACAGUGAAUGUGACGCCACAGCAAAAAAUAAGAAUGAGUGCAGCCUCCAUAUUCACGCUUCCUACAGCAUCUCCCAGAAAUUAAACGUUCCAAUGGCCCCUCUCUCAGAGCCCAAUGCCGUUGGCAUAGUCAUUGCCCAUGGUAGUGUGGGAGAUGCCAUCUCAGUGAUGAUCCCGGAUGUGUACAUCUCACAUGAUGGGGGUUACUCCUGGACGAAGAUGCUGGAAGGACCCCACUAUUAUACCAUCCUGGAUUCCGGAGGCAUCAUUGUGGCCAUUGAGCACAGCAGCCAUCCUAUCAAUGUGAUUAAGUUCUCCACAGAUGAAGGCCAGUGCUGGCAAACCUACAUGUUCACCAGGGAGCCCAUCUACUUUACAGGCCUCGCUUCGGAACCUGGAGCGAGGUCCAUGAACAUCAGCAUCUGGGGCUUCACAGAAUCUUUCCUGACUCGCCAGUGGGUCUCUUACACCAUCGAUUUUAAAGAUGUCCUUGAAAGGAACUGUGAAGAGAAGGACUAUACCAUAUGGUUGGCUCACUCCACGGACCCUGGAGAUUAUGGAGAUGGUUGCAUUUUAGGUUAUAAAGAACAGUUUCUACGGCUACGCAAGUCAUCUGUCUGUCAGAAUGGCCGGGACUAUGUUGUGACCAAGCAGCCAUCCGUCUGCCUCUGCUCCCUGGAAGACUUCCUCUGUGAUUUUGGCUACUUCCGUCCAGAAAAUGACUCCAAGUGUGUGGAACAGCCAGAGCUGAAGGGCCACGACCUAGAGUUUUGUCUGUAUGGCAGAGAGGAGCACCUGAUAACAAACGGGUACCGGAAAAUUCCAGGGGACAGGUGCCAAGGUGGAGUGAAUCCAGCUCGAGAAGUAAAAGACUUGAAAAAGAAAUGCACAAGCAACUUUUUGAAUCCAGAAAAGCAGAAUUCCAGGUCAAAUUCUGUUCCGAUUAUCCUGGCCACUGUGGGACUGAUGCUGGUCACAGUUGUAGCAGGAGUGCUCAUUGUGAAGAAAUAUGUCUGUGGGGGAAGGUUCCUGGUACAUCGGUACUCUGUGCUACAGCAGCAUGCAGAGGCCAACGGUGUGGAUGGCGUGGAUGCUUUGGACACAGCCUCCCGCACUCAUAAAAGUGGUUAUCAUGACGACUCAGAUGAGGACCUCCUGGAAUAGCUCCUCAAAGGACCUGGGACUGAGCGUGGAUGAUGGAACCGCAGUACCUCUUAACACUCCCUGUGGCUCCGACUUAGGGAAAUAAAUUUCCCAUUGCAAGGGACCCAGCUUUGUUUCUGCUGCUUCCGUCAAAGCCAGAAGGACCUCCACUAAAGAAAUGUAGGGGGCGGGCGAGGGCGCAAAACCCUAAAUGCUCUUACAAUUGGCUCUGAGAAGAAGGGAAAUUUUUAAUUCUUUAACUUCUUAUUUCAAGUUCUGUCUUUUUGCAAAGUAUGGGGUCUUUUGGUUUGGUUUUGUUUUUUAAGGGAAAUGAAAUGGAAUUUAAAGGGAACGUUUUGCUAA